AUGGGACCUAAAAAAGGGCCAAAUGGAGGGUCGUUGUACCCAGACCAGCCAGACUACAAAUACACAGCACCCGAUUUCAAGCCUGCAGCACAAGCGGACUCUCCUGUCGAAGUAAAAGUUCGCCUCGCCAAUCCAAGCUCACGUGAUCUCGAGUUCUGUAUGUUUGUGAACCAGUCUACUAGCUUUGAAGUGAUUCGAGAAGCCAUUAUCAAACACCACGGCGGUAGCAUUGUCGAUGUCUUCAUGUGUAUCAACUACUUCCGGCGGGAUGAAUGCGUAGAUGUGACAAAGCGGCUCAAGGACUAUGGGAUCACCUCUGGUGAAUGCAACGUAUACUACGACUUCACUGCAUUUUCCAGUCCCUUACUUGCCGCUUGA
Molecule: messenger RNA, 378 nt
Organism: Besnoitia besnoiti
Lineage: Eukaryota; Apicomplexa; Conoidasida; Eucoccidiorida; Sarcocystidae
Exons: 2
Coding region: 1-378 (125 amino acids)
Source: RefSeq, a predicted model, not a curated record